AUGCGUAGCUCGAGCUUCCCCAAAGGCAUGUUGGCUAUAGCAGAUUUGGGUUGCGCUUCAGGACCCAACACUCUUCUCCUCAUGUCGGAGGUAAUCAAGUUCGUCCACAACCUUUCCAAGGAGUUAGGGCAGGAAUCCCCCGAGCUUCAGAUCUUCCUGAACGACCUCCCUGGAAACGACUUCAACCAUGUCUUCACAUCUAUUCAAGGAUUCAAGGAAAAUAUGAAGAAAGAAAUGGGAGCCCAAGCUUUCAUCGUCGGAGUUCCAGGUUCUUUCUACGACAGGCUAUUUCCGACUGAUAGCAUUCACUUCAUCCACUCUUCCUACAGUCUUCACUGGCGCUCUCAGGUUCCUGAAGGUCUUGAGGAGAACAAGGGAAAUAUUUACCUGGCCAGUAGCAGUCCUCCAUGUGUGUUGGAAGCCUAUUACAAACAAUUCCAGACGAACUUUUCAUCCUUCUUGAAGUUUAGGGCUCAGGAAUUGGUUACUGGAGGUCGAAUGGUAUUGACACUCCCUGGAAGGAGAGGUGAAGAAUCUUCUGAGAGAGAGUGUUGCUACAUUUGGGGACUUAUGUCGAUAGCUCUCAACCAAAUGGCUUCUGAGGGAUUGAUUGAUCAACAAAAACUGGAUUCCUUCAACCUUCCAAUGUACAUGCCAUCCGCCAUGGAAGAGGAAGCCGAGGUCCAGAAACAGGGCUCCUUCGCCAUUGAACGCCUAGAGGUAUGGGAUAUGAAUUGGGAUGCCGGCUACGAGGGGGAAGUGACGAGCUUGCCCGCCGGAGACGGUGGCUACAACCUUUCAAAGUGCAUGGAGGCGGUGUUUGAUCCGGUCAUCGCCCAUCACUUUCAUCUGUCGAGGGAAAUCACCGACGAGGUUUUCAAGAGGUACGGUCUCCUUCUCUCCGAUUGGAUGGCCAAGGAGAGUCCUGCUUUCGUGAGUCUGACCGUCUCGCUCACUAAGCGACAUUGA
Linum tenue is the source of this 969-nucleotide messenger RNA. The record is from the annotation of a GenBank genome assembly. Lineage: Eukaryota; Viridiplantae; Streptophyta; Magnoliopsida; Malpighiales; Linaceae.